Molecule: messenger RNA, 690 nt
Organism: Penicillium bovifimosum
Lineage: Eukaryota; Fungi; Ascomycota; Eurotiomycetes; Eurotiales; Aspergillaceae
Product: Maleylacetoacetate isomerase
Exons: 1
Coding region: 1-690 (229 amino acids)
Biological process (GO): L-phenylalanine catabolic process; glutathione metabolic process
Cellular component (GO): mitochondrion
Molecular function (GO): glutathione transferase activity; maleylacetoacetate isomerase activity
Source: RefSeq, a predicted model, not a curated record
AUGCAUACCGAUACAUUCCACCUAUACACAUACUACUGCUCCUCAUGCUGUCAACGGAUCAUCAUCGCCGCCCAUCUCAAAGGUAUCCAGCUUGAAUACACCUACAUCGACCUCAGCGCCAGAGAGCACACGACCUCAGAAUACAAACAACACAACCCCAGCGCCAGCGUGCCCACAUUGAUAGUGACGAGCAAGAACGGCGAAAAAACCACCAUCCGCCAAUCCAUGACGAUUCUGGAAUACUUCGAGGAACGGUUCCCGGAUACUGCACCACUGUACCCUCCCGCAAUGCAGGAUCGGGUGCUGGUGCGAGACCUAGUCAAUGUCAUCGCUAUUGAUACCCAGCCCCCGACGAAUUCUCGCAUAGCGCAGCGGGUAAAAUCCAUUCGGGGGGGGCUCGAUGACCAGGUUGAUUUCGUUAAACGGGUGUUUACGGACGGAUUGAGGGCCUAUGAGGAUUUGCUUCUGAUGCAGGCUCAGGCUGGAGAGAGGAAUUUCUCUUUCGGUGCCGACGUCUCCAUGGCUGAUGUGGUUUUGGUCCCUGCUGUUGAUCAGGCUCUGUUGUAUAGAUUGGAUCUAGACUUCGUGCCUAAUGUCAAGCGGGUCUAUCUCGCUCUCAAGGAGUUGGAGCCUUUUAAGGCGGCGGAUUGGCGGAAGCAAGGGGAUACACCGGCGAAAUAUCGUGUCUAG